AGUAGCCAGACAUUCUCUCAACAGGUUAUGUGAGCAUGAGUACAGUUAAGUUAUAAGGACGAAAAUCUUUGUGGUGUUCUGAAGCAAUUGAAAGAUAUAAAAAGCCAAACUCUCGACUUAGGAGAACUAAAUCAGCCAAUACAACAUUGAAUGUGUGGAUAUGCAAGAGUACAAUAAAAAUGAGCAUACAAAGGUGGCUCAAAAACAGCCCCAUUAUGGUUAACGUGGCCACAGGUUUUAGCAGAGGCAAAACUCACGAAUACGAAUUUGCGAAUUUCAGUAGAAAAUGAAAGUUUGACAGAGACUCGUUCGUGCUGUAUUCAUAAAAUGCAUACAAUUUAUCCAAUUUUAAUUGCUGUUAAGCAAAAAAGUUAAUUACCAAAGAAAAAAUUGUGCAAAUUUUUUAUUUUUUUUCGAAUAAAUUCCGUAAUCAAAUCUUUAACGAGCUAUCUGUGAUGAGUUUACAAAUGUACACAUAGAAAAAAGAAAACAAACUUUCAAAAUGCGGGGUGCUAUAUUCAUAUCUAAAUAUGUAUGUACAUAUAUGUAAGUAUAUGUAGUUAAAUGCGAAUUAUUUAGUUGUGCGGUAAAGGUACGGUUAAUUGUCAAAAAUGUCGGACAUCGUGGAUACGGAACUACUAGUGAAUUGUACAAUACUCGCCGUCAGGCGUUUCGGACUUAACACUAUUGUAAAUUCAUCUCUAUUGAGCAGCCUGAAUCGAUCGGAAGUUAUCAAUCUACUUUCUGGAAUAAUAGAGAAUAAGGACAACUUAGACAACAUUAAUGAUGCAAAGGACUUUUUAACGGAAUGCUUAUUUCCGUCACCGACGAGACCGUACGAAUUGCCAUGGGAACAAAAAACUAUUUGGGCGAUUAUCUUUGGUAUGAUGCUAUUUGUGGCAAUUGCCGGAAACUGCAUUGUCUUGUGGAUUGUUGCUGGUCAUCGCAGUAUGCGCACUGUUACAAACUACUUUUUGCUCAACUUGAGCAUAGCCGAUUUGCUGAUGUCCUCGCUCAACUGCGUUUUCAAUUUCAUCUUUAUGCUGAAUUCGGAUUGGCCCUUCGGUUCUAUUUACUGCACAAUAAAUAAUUUCAUGGCGAAUGUAACUGUCUCGACGUCGGUAUUUACCCUUGUGGCUAUAUCACUGGAUAGAUAUUUCGCAAUUGUUCACCCUUUGAAGAGACGAACAUCAAGACGAAAAGUACGGAUCAUUCUGUUACUAAUAUGGGUUAUAAGUUGUCUGCUAGCAGCGCCCUGCUUACUGUACUCAAGCACAAUGACGAAAAGAUACUACAACGGCAAAUCGAGAACUGUGUGCUUUAUGCUGUGGCCAGAUGGGCGCUAUCCAACAUCGAUAUCAGAUUAUGCUUACAACAUCAUAAUCCUCAUACUCACCUAUGGUAUUCCAAUGGUUGUCAUGCUAAUAUGCUACACCUUAAUGGGUCGUGUUCUCUGGGGAAGCCGUUCUAUUGGAGAAAACAUUGAUCGUCAAAUGGAGUCGAUGAAGUCGAAAAGAAAAGUGGUACGGAUGUUUAUUGCCAUCGUUCUAAUAUUUGCAAUAUGCUGGUUGCCGUAUCAUAUGUUUUUCAUCUAUGCUUAUCACAACAACGAUAUCACAUCCGCCAAAUACGUACAACAUAUGUACUUGGGGUUCUACUGGUUAGCUAUGUCAAAUGCCAUGGUAAAUCCAAUAAUAUACUAUUGGAUGAACAAAAGAUUUCGAUUGUACUUUCAAAGGAUCAUAUGUUGUUGUUGCUAUGGUGCAGUCAAUCACAAGACGGAUUCCCCGAAUUUAAUUGCAAAUAAAAACAGUUUUCAAAAAUCUAUUAAAGUAGAGGGCAAAAAUAUUUGGAAACGUAGCACAAUGGAGACACAAAUACAGGUGGCGCAAACUUCACUUCGAGAGAGAAUUACCAUGGAUAAAACUCCGAAUAAAGUUGUUGUAGACUGCAUACAAGAGAAAGCCAAAAAUGACAGUUCUCCAGUUUAUAUUUCAACCAAAAGCGGAACUGAUCAGCAACGAAUUAUAAUAAAAUGUAUUUCCUGUGACGAGGACAAUAAAUAUGGUAAAGAUAUUCAGGGAAAGAAUGGAAAGGAUGGAAAAGACACACUCUGAUUGUAAAUUUAUGCAUAAGAAAUACAUACAUAUACAUAUAUGCAUUUGUAAAUAACUUAAAUUAAGUAAUUCAUAUGGAAUAUGUAAGCCCACUUUUGCAGAACGACUUAAUUAAACUGAUUAUGUAAAUAGUUAGAUUAUUAAGCUUUAAAAAUAUCUUUAUAGAUUUAAUCAACUGCAAUUACAUAUAUCAAAUUACAUGUUGGUAAUGCAAGUAUUCAAAAUUUUUAGCUUGUUUUGGAGGUACAUACUUAUUUAUACUUUCGCAUGUUGCCACCGAGUUAUACUCUUCGACACCUAACGGUUAUUUGUAAUAGAGAUGUGUAUAAGCAUAUUAAUAUGAUCAGGAUAAUGAGAUGAUGAUAGCGUAGAUAGAAAUUGAGAUAUAUUAAUGAAAUUUUCUACAUAUAUUCAUUGGCAGAGCGGAUGUCGUUUAUCUAAAAUUUAUAAAGUCUUAUAACAUAUCCGUAAAUCAAUUUAAAAAUUCAUAUUCAUCCGGGGUUAAAAAGUAAAGAAAUGGCCGUGAAACGUUCCUUAAGGGGUUACGUGGGGUUCAGAGGCUAAAAAUAAGCGUAUUUUAAUUUUUUUUUUUCAUAUUAUAUAUUUCAUUCAAACAAUUCAGCAUAUGGAAGGUACAUAUUUAAAGACUAUUUUGUGAAAUUUUCAUGUAAAAAUUUUGAGAACUCAGCCGUUGACAACUCAUCUAACGUGACGUCUCAAAAAAAAAGUGAUCUUGCCGUGGACGUCAUAACUCAUAAUUGGAUUAUCUAAAAUCAAAGAACCAAAAAUAUUUCGUUAGUACAUGCAUAAGUCUCUUUAUUGAACGAAGGAAAAAAAUAAUAUUGAAAUUUGAAUUUUUGACAGACUUAGAAAAAAAUAACACAUUAAAUUAUUUAUUAAAAAAAAAAAAUGAUCGUUCAUUAAGUAGAUAAGAUUGCAAAGAUGUGUGCAAAAUUUGAGCCAAAUCGGUUUAUAACUUUUCGAGAAAUUUUACUCGGAUCGAUUUGAAAUUUUAGGACAGUAUUCUAAACAUAUUGGACUAUUUAAUAAGACAAAAAAAAAUCGAUUUUUUUAAAUUUUCAAACCCAUCUAACCCUUUAAUAGAUUUUAAGUACAUAUCACACAUGCCAUUGAAGCCAAAGUGUUAGGAGCAAGUCUUUCUAGUACACCUUCAUAAAGUGAAAAAAAAUUAAAUUGGAUCAUAACCACGCUUACUCCCCAUAUAACGGAUAAGUUGAAAACUAAUAAAAAAAACUAAUGAAAUAAAUACAGCUGGGCAGUAAGCCUUGCCCCACUGUUUUUAGUUGAAAUUUCAUAUACUAUAUCAGGAUUGUAUUACCAAUUUCAAUUAAGAUUAUGUUAAUAUAAUUAAUAUAUAAUAUUAUCCCGAUUUGCUUAUGUUACAGUGUGAAAAUGUGCCAAUAGUUUCUUCACAGAAUCCAUCUUUUAUGCAAAAAUGCCCGAAAUCAGACUAAAAUUUUCAAAUCUUCAGUUCGCAUGGCUGACUUUAUACCGAAACAACUAAGAAAGGGCUAAGAAUGUAUCCGAACAUUUUAUCCUCUCGCAGAUUUGAAUUGUAUAAAAGUAGGAAGUGUUUCCUCAGUUAUUUCACAUAUAUUCCUGUUUCUUGUUUUCGUGCUAUCUGUCCUCAGUUCUUUAAUUGGAGAAAACGUAAGAUAUCUGAAUGAUAAUGUGACCGUGGAGACUCUGACCAUUAUGGAAUAAAAUUUGAUGUCCUGAUAUUCGGGAAAUCAUAAAAGUGAAACUUGUUGUCAGAACUAUAGUUACGUUCAAUUUCAUAAUUCCCUAAACACAGGAUUCGAUUGAGAAAAUUUGUUAAGAGGAAUAGAAAAUCCGUUAACAAAAAAGCCAUCUGAGAUGAGGCUUUUUUGAACACGCUAUCAAACUAACAGAAGAUUCGAAGAAUAUAAUUCACAAAGUUGAUGGAAAAGAUCAAUGGAAAACAAUUUGCAUAAGUUGUCCAGUUGACCCAUUAACCAAUCCAUCAUGUGUGUUUAUAGAUACAUAUAUGAAUGAAUUAUGUCAUUACUAAGUGACCUCAAAGAACUAUUAAACUGACUAACAUGUAAAGAGAAUAUUGAGAAAAGUGUAAAUCUACUUGUUCUAAAUGCUGUCUGCUCCAGGUGUAGAAUUGUAAUGUUGGUUAAGAUUACCAUAUGUAUAUUGCUGAUAACAAACGACUCUUUCCUACACCUGCACCAAAUGUGUCAAGUUCUUUGCUUUAUAUUGAGGCUUUGGCUUUUAUUAGUCAUUAUUGAAAUUUAGCUCGGUGCCAUUAUUUGUUGAAUCGUAAUAUUGUAUAGGCCAUUUUGUGUACUUUCUUCUGAAUCUAUUUCAUUAUAAAGACUUUAUACGACAUUUUCAAGUAAUCGUUGCUCAAAAAAGUGACAUUUUCUUUGAUUCUCCUCUAUAGAACACGAUGUGUUGGCAUGUCUGCUCAAUAUCGUUUUCAAUGAGAUUUUGCUGUUUAUUCCGCCAUGGAAAGUAAAACAUUGCCAUUUCGUGGAAAUACUCAACUCUGACCACAUCUGGGCUAAGAGUGCAACUAGUGAAUUCCUUUCCGCCCUUCCGUAGUGACAAUGUAGUUAUAGUUGUUCUCUUGUAAUCACAUUUGAUCAAUGUUGGCAAUACUCAAUUUGUAUACCUGGUUUUACACAUAUCUAAGUUUUCAGUUAUAAUUUUUCAUAAUGAAAACCAUCAAAACUAAAAUGUAAUUAUCAAUCUUGUUAAGAGAACAGACUUUUUUCUGCGGAAAAAUCAAAUUUUGGCAAACAUGCGAAAUCCAAAUAUGGAGGUGACAGGCGGAAGCUAUGCGAGUAUGAAACUCUCAUAAACAGCUAAUUGUCAUUUUUAUAAUAUUUCCAAUCAAAAUGGAUAGAAGAUAAACAUUGCGGUUGUAAGCCGCCCAUUGCUACAAAACCAUUGAAUACUACAAAAACAUACUAUAUACAAUAUAAAGUUUGAUUUGGCACUUUCUGCUAUUUUGUCAUCUACCCCCACUUCUUCAUAAACACUUUUUAAAUAUUAAAAUAAAUAUUAAAAAUUAUAAAUUUUUAUGCUAAUGUUUGUACAUGCAUAUAUACUUGCAUGUCUAAAUCUAUAAUUAUGGUACAAGCAUUUCAUUAUAAAUGUUUUAAUACCAAAACCAGAGAUACCAACGUCGCAGAUUUAAACCUCUUUUUUACAUAACAAACAUAAAAAGUCUCCAUACUUCUAUCUGAUUAUAUGUAUUGUAGGUAUUUAAAAUGUAAUUUUAGUAUUGAAGUUCCCGCUCACUUCAUUAACUUCAGUUUAACAAAUGUCGCUCAACUGAGAUAAUUACUAUAAUUGUUAUUGGCGGUUCCAUGUCAAGUACUUUAUACAAGUUUUGCUUGUUUUCAUAUCUUAGAAGCAGGUUUUUGGAUGCUCUGCCACAGUUCAAUGCAGUUGUUUAAAUGGAAAGCUUUACUUAUUGGUUUUUUCGUGUUAAAAAAAAUUAGGAUAUUACAAAUAUGAAAAAAAAAAUUCGAGUUCAAUUAUUUUAUGCAAAACGUAACAUGUUAACAUAUUCAAUUUCAAACCAUUUGCAUUAGAUUUAAUUAUAAUAUUCAUAACAUGUUCAGUUAACUUUAAUGAGAAUAGAUAUAGAGCUUUAAAAUCACGACAGUUAUUAUAUUUCACACAUGAUUUGAAGAAUUAUAAUUUGAUUCGACUCUUUUUGGACGUGAGUUUUAUUUCGAUAACGUCAUUGGCUCUCAAUGUAUAUACUGUAAAGUUAAAAAAUCAUAUAGGAUUUAAAAUUAAGAUAUAUGAAAAAUAGGCGAGGUUAUACCCUAAUUUCGCUUAUUUCAUGAAAAAUUUUAAGGUUCCUUCGCAUUUGUUUAUUAAUUUCUCGCAGUUUUAGUCCGUGAUAUGGGGAUUGGGCGGGGUUAGUAUCUGGACCCGAAACGCGGCAGUCAUGAGCGAGCGAGCAAUCGAAUCGAGUGAAAUUUCGUAACAUUUCCCCUUAUGAACAACAUGAAAUGCGAAACAAAACAAAAAAAAUAUUUAAAUUGGAAUUGACCGUAAAUAUUUAAAUUUGAUAUACGUUUAUAUAGAAAUUUAUUAAAUUUUGUUUUUGCAGACAAAAAAAUGAUCCUUGUUUUUUAUAUAAGUUUAUCUGAUUCAGAUGAAGAACAUCGUGUAUUCAUAUUUUCUUUUAAUAAAUAUAUUUUCAAUAAAAAAGGAACUUGGAAUUAACAUAUCGUAAAUAUGGAUGCUUAUUUCUGAACUCUUCUCUUUAAAACAUCAAGCUCAUAAGUUUUAAUCCGCUCUUCUUUUAUUUUCUCUCCUUUAAAGCAAUUUAUUUCUCAAUAUUUUUUUGGAAUGGGUUUGCGUUACUUCUUAUGCGCGUAAAUUGGAUUUUAAAAGAGAAAGCUUUUCGCUUUCGACAGCGGGCUUCUUUUUAGUUGAUUUUGUAACAAUGCGACUGGCAUAUGGUGUCGGAUCUUCAUCUUCUUCCUCGCUGUUAAUGAUCAUCUCUACCAACUAAUUGAAAACUUCUUUUGGCACUACAUUUCAAAAGUUCUAAUUGUUGUCAACCCUUCUACUGCAAGAUCUAUCCCCGUAGCUUGGAGGAGUUGCUCUUCUGCUACAGUUACCACCGCCAGCUUCGAAGCUUUGUUUAAAGAAAUUUUCUUUUUAUAUUGUGCUUUUGAUUAGCAAAUACCUAUUUGUGUAUUUAAUUAUUAUUUUUAGUCAUUUAUUAUUUUGUUUAUUUAAUUAUUGUUGCUAAGUUUUGUCUUUCAUCGGUGGCCCAGCAGGGUUAAGUUUUAGCGCCAAUGGAUUCCAUAGCUUCGAUGUUUUGUAACUGAUUUACUUAAAACUUUUUGUUUUUAAUUUCUAAAAAUAAAUUUUCAAUAGCUAACGAGUGACAUUGCUAUUCUUUAGAAGAGACGAGAACACGUUAUCGAAUGAGGUAAUUUCAAAUUUCGAAAGUGUGUAUCCGAUAACGAGUACAACGAUCCAAAAACCAAACAAGAUAACAGGUUAACUUCGGCUGCACCGAAGCUAAUAUACCCUUCACAUGUGCAUUUCUUCUAGUAACUUUGUCUCCAGUUUGUAUGGCAGCUAUAUGCUAUAGUUAACCGAUCUGUACAAUUUCUUCAGAUAUUACAUUAUUUCUAUGAACAAUAACUCAUACCGAAUUUCGUGAAGAUAUAUAUGGCAGCCAAUCCGAACAAUUUCUUCGGAGAUUACAUUAUUAUCUUAGAAAAUAACCUGUGCCAACUUUUGUGAAGAUACAUUUUCAAAUGUGAUCGUUCAGUUUGUAUAUUGGCAGUUCCGACAAAUGAGCAGCUUUUUGAAGAGAAAAUGACGUCUGCAAAAUUUCAAAACGAUAUCUUAAAAACUGAGGGACUAGUUCGUAUAUAUACGGACAGACGCGCAUGGCUAAAUCGACUCAGCUCAACAUACUUAUCAUUUCUAUAUAUACCAUAUAGGGUCUGUGACGCUUCCUUCUGGGUGUUACAAACUUCGUGACAAACUUAAUAUACCCUAUUCAGGGUAUAAAAAAGACAUGAAUUUCGCUCGUUAACGAGUGCAGCGAUUCGGAAACUGAUUUCAGUUAUUUUCACUCAGUCGUAAGAAUGGUCUCAAAGAUUUGCAAAUUAUAUUCCUUGGAAGAUAAAUACCUUUAACCGAUUAUGGGGUGGGGCCACGGCCACUUUUUAAAGAUUUUAUAUCAGACUUCUUAUGGUGCUAAUGAACGUGCGUAGGAAAUUUCAGCAUGAUAUCUUAAUUUUUCUUCAAGAUACAGUUUGUGUGGACCGAUUUCUACUUGUCUCGUUAUUCUAAUCAUAUAUAUAUAUAUAACCCUAUUUCUAUCUCGAUUUGUUUUAGGUGAUAAAUACAGGUGAACAAAACUAUUAUACUCUGUAGCAGCAUAUAGCAAAAGUACUCGUAUAAUCGCGGUCAAUAUGUGAGAUAUAUUAAUGAAAUUUAGAAAGCUUAUAUCUUAGACCUGAUAUUUUCGAAGUUCCUGAAUAUUCAGUAGACUUUAUAUCAUAUAUAAGAUACCUUGGAAAAUUAAAUUCGCGUAUAACACUAGAUAUAUUACAGAUUAAUGCAAAAAAUGUGUGAAAUCGGUCCACGAAUUACCUCAGUUCCUGUAUAUGUAUUUCAAAAACGUUUUCGUUAUUCUAUCAGACCUCUCACCGAAUAUGUCAGUCAGUUUGUAAGAUAGAUAUUUGGAUAUUGGAACAGUUUGUCGAAUAUACCCGCGCGAUGUCAAAAGUUAAUGCAAUCAAAUGUAUAUACAUAUAUACAUAUGUAUGUAAGUAUGCAAGCCGGCAUACAACUUUUUAUACACUCCUGAGUACUCCUUCAACCAAAUGUUAUAACUUUCAUUUUCAAAUAUUUGUAAUGUUGAAACAUUACUCGCAAUGUGAAAUAAUUUAAUAAACCGAACUAUUUGUAAUAAAAUCAAAGUGAAACUACCUUUCUUACAUAUCUAACUACGGCUCGCCUGAAACAAGAUAAAGAAUAGAAAUAGCAUAUAUAAGUAUUCCACUGUUGUUCAUCAGUAGGCGGUCGCAAUACGUAAUACAAAUUUUGUUAAUGGUUGCUUAGUUGAUACUAUUGUCGCGCAGGUCAUACACAAUAAGGGUUUAUAGUACAUUUAUAGUUAUAAAUAAUAUAAAUUUUUGUUCGUUGGAAUAAUUCAUGAUGCUUUCUUUAAAACAGUAACAAUUAAAAAAAAUGCAUAAGUAUGUUUAUCAUAUUAGCUAUCGUAUUUGUGGGCACUGACUAUGUUUGGCGUUGUCAGUACCAUUAAAUAUACGACUUGUGUUGUGAUUUGAUUUUUAUAAUAUUAUGAAACGAUAACAACGAAAAUCCGUGUAUGUAGAGUCAGUUUAUGUACAGUAAUUUUAAUUUGUUAACGGUGUUUAUGGCACAAAAUGGCAAUUGUGUUUGAAAUCAUCAAACUUUAAAACCAAGUGCUUAGACUGCCCUAAUUAAACUGAUUUUGCAUAUCUUUCAUAAUGAAUAAUGUGUACAUAUAUAGUAUGUAUAUAAAAUAUUGCAAUAGUCAUAAGUAAGUAUAUAUGUAACAUAUAUAAUAUGUCGACAAUUAUUCUAUAGUCCACUGACUGCUCAAAAUCAAAAUAUUUUAAAUAAAAAAUAAAAAUGUUAUAAAUAAAAACAAUAUAUAUAUAUAUAUAAACAUAUAAGAAACUAAUUGUAACAAUAUAUGUAUGAAUGUAAAUAUGGAAAUAAUUUUUAAAUUAUUUUAAUUAAAGAUUUUACUAAAUCUAGUGGAA
This is a messenger RNA of Bactrocera dorsalis (oriental fruit fly), 9418 nucleotides long. It is a transcript of the gene TkR86C, whose product is annotated as tachykinin-like peptides receptor 86C. NCBI's taxonomy places the organism in Eukaryota, Metazoa, Arthropoda, Insecta, Diptera, Tephritidae. Gene Ontology annotation, molecular function: tachykinin receptor activity. The transcript is spliced from 10 exons. Gene Ontology annotation, cellular component: plasma membrane. The coding region runs from base 612 to 2117 and encodes 501 amino acids. The record is from RefSeq and is a predicted model, not a curated record. Gene Ontology annotation, biological process: G protein-coupled receptor signaling pathway.